Messenger RNA from Sphenostylis stenocarpa, 228 nucleotides. NCBI's taxonomy places the organism in Eukaryota, Viridiplantae, Streptophyta, Magnoliopsida, Fabales, Fabaceae. The record is from the annotation of a GenBank genome assembly.
AUGCAGAUUAGCCGGAAGUAUGUCGGGAUUGAAAACGCAGGAGUAUUAAGGGAAUGGAUCGAAAGCGAUGGGCGGCGAGAAAAGAAUACAAAAAUGGCGUCGCCCGGACUCGAACCGGAGACCUUCAGUGUCACCAAACUCAAUCACCAACCAUGUAUGAGUCCUAUUCAUCCUACAAAUCAUUCCAAACCCACCGAAUUUAUCAGCAGAGUGAAGGGAAGGGACUAG